Messenger RNA from Quercus robur (English oak), 776 nucleotides. RefSeq names its product stromal 70 kDa heat shock-related protein, chloroplastic-like. Gene Ontology annotation, biological process: cellular response to unfolded protein; protein refolding. The coding region runs from base 1 to 699 and encodes 232 amino acids. The record is from RefSeq and is a predicted model, not a curated record. Gene Ontology annotation, cellular component: cytoplasm; chloroplast. NCBI's taxonomy places the organism in Eukaryota, Viridiplantae, Streptophyta, Magnoliopsida, Fagales, Fagaceae. Gene Ontology annotation, molecular function: ATP-dependent protein folding chaperone; misfolded protein binding; ATP hydrolysis activity. The transcript is spliced from 4 exons.
AUGGAAGGAAGGAAGCCAAACGCUGAGUUUUUUCUGAAUAUGUUAAAGAAUGAUGGUCUAGUGAUGGGUCUGUUGUUUGAUGCGCAUCUUACGCUUGAGGAGAUUUGUGCUCUGGAGAAGGAGAUGAAAGAGGAAAAAAACUUAAAUGAUAGUUUUGGGGUUUUGGAUAUGGGAAACUUUGGUCAGUGUGGUAUCGUGUUGGAUGUUUCACCAUUGUCACUAGGUCUUGAAACACUAGGUGGUGUAAUGACAAAGAUCAUCCCAAGAAAUACUACUUUGUCGACCUCCAAGUCAGAGGUGUUCUCCAUAGCCACAGAUGGGCAGAUUAGUGUUGAUAUUAAUGUUUUCCAAGGAGAGAGAGAAUUCGUUAGGGACAACAGAUAUCUACGCAGCUUUUGUAUGGAUGGUAUCCCACCUGCACCUCAUGGGAUUCCUCAAAUUGAAGUGAAGUUUUGCAUAUUUUUGAAUGGUAUUCUUUUGGUCACUGCGGUUGACAAGGGCAUAGGGAAGAAGCAAGGCAUUACCAUUAUAAAUUUGCCCAAUGAUUAUGUGCAAAGGAUGGUUAAUGAAGCAGAGAGGUUUGCAAAGGAUUACAAGGAGAAGAGAGGUGCCAUUGACACAAAGAACCAAGCUGAAUCUAUUGUCUACCAGACAAAGAAACAGCUCAAGGAACUUGGAGAGACAAGGUUCAUGCCCUAGAAAGAGAACCAAGUUGAAUCAUUGACACUCAUGUAUUUUUUUUUUUUUUACCUUGUAACAACACUUAUUUUUUCUUG